UUGCGCCACUUCCAGUUCCGAUUCAAAACGCCGCGAAAGUUUAGCCCUCCAAAAAUACCUCACAUAUCCAUUUAAAACAAGCUCCAGUGCCAAUAAAAUUAUGGCGAAAGUACUCAUAGAGAAUGUCAAAGUAUUGGACAACCCAACAUCCUACCUUAACCCUUUUCAAUUCGAGAUAACAUUCCUUUGCCUGGAAGACCUGUCGGAAGAUUUGGAAUGGAAGAUCAUCUAUGUAGGAUCAGCUGAAUCUGAAGAUCAUGAUCAGACGUUAGACUCAGUUCUGGUUGGACCUGUACCAGCUGGACACCACAUGUUUGUAUUUCAGGCCAACUCACCGAAAACAUGUCUGAUCCCUGAGGAAGAUGCCCUAGGUGUAACAGUGGUGCUGAUUACAUGUGCUUUUCGUAGUCAGGAGUUUGUCCGAGUCGGUUACUACGUCAAUAAUGAAUAUUCAGAUCCAGAAAUGAAGGAGAAUCCACCAGCAAAACCACAGUUUAAUAAGGUCGUCAGGAACAUCUUAGACUCCAAUCCUAGGAUCACUCGGUUCACGAUAGACUGGGAAGACACAAUGAACAGUGAGAACAUUCCACCGACUCAACAACAGCAAAACAUCUCACAGCAAUCAACGAGUAGCGCCCCCUGCCCCUCCCCCCUCGACAAGCUCACAGCUUCAAAUGACUUAGCCGUUCCACUCAGCACCGACAGUAAUAGUAGCUUACCAGAAUAUGUAUCAGCAAUGGAACACUAAAUAUUUAUUUUUACCGUAGUGUUUUUUUUUUUUUUUUUUUCAAUGUGCUGUACAUAGUAUAAUAGAAAUUUUCUAAAUGGCCAUCAAAGUAUACUUGCAUGUGAUUUUGAAAUUCGGUGAAACUGUCUCGAAAUCUUUUGUAUAGUAUUUUCAGACGUGUGUUUAUGUCAUUCAAGCGUGGAAUUUGAUCUCUGACAGGGCAAGGUCAUUUUCAUUGUAAGUUCUUGAAGUCUAUGGUUAUCUUUUGAAGGGGUAUCAAGGCCAAUGCCAGGGCAACAUGUCUGGUGUAUAUAAAAGUUGCCCGCUUCCAGUGGUUGAUUUUCAGUUUAACCUACACUGUACCACAAGUCUCACAGCUCAGAAUUUGAACAAUUUGUUUUUGUUCAAGAUAUUACACAACUAGGUUCAAUUUUUAAUUGGACAUAGAAUUAGGACACGGUUGUUACAGGGUAAUGACCUGGUAUUACACUCAGCACUGAUGACACUCAAAUUUAUUGGCCUCGAGCCUGUGGUCUGGUGUAAACUUUGAGCUCUGCAAUUGGCCACUCGUUGCGCUGGCAAUAGGUGUAUGGAGUUAAGAACACAAGAUCCAUUUUAUGUGGCACUUUGUAAGGUUUCACCAUCUGAGCCAACCAUGCCAGAAAACACCAUGGCAAACAUAUAAUAAAGUAUAGUCAAAUACUCACAUUUGUUUAUGUUUACACCCCUUUUAUUAAAGUAAGUGUGGAAAUAUUUACAUAACUUUUGCUAAAGAUGAUACUUUUUACUGUAUUUCGUGCCUUUAGUCCGAGACACUUUUUGUACAUUCUGGAUUUUUGUACGUGUUAGAAUAAGUCAUAAUCCUAGAAAUGUAUGUGGUUUCCGAACUUUGUGACAGUAGUGUUGGUCUGAUGUAAUGUGUUGUGCAACUACAUUAAAGGGACUGGACGCUAUUGGUAAUUACUCAAAGUAAUUGUCAGCCUAAAAACUUACUUAGUAAUGAGCUAGGAGAG
This is a messenger RNA of Asterias rubens (European starfish), 1740 nucleotides long. Its product is annotated as histone chaperone asf1b-B-like. Gene Ontology annotation, biological process: DNA replication-dependent chromatin assembly. Lineage: Eukaryota; Metazoa; Echinodermata; Asteroidea; Forcipulatida; Asteriidae. The transcript is spliced from 4 exons. Gene Ontology annotation, cellular component: nucleus. Bases 101 to 748 code for a protein of 215 amino acids. The record is from RefSeq and is a predicted model, not a curated record. Gene Ontology annotation, molecular function: histone binding.